Molecule: messenger RNA, 1602 nt
Organism: Exophiala aquamarina CBS 119918
Lineage: Eukaryota; Fungi; Ascomycota; Eurotiomycetes; Chaetothyriales; Herpotrichiellaceae
Exons: 1
Coding region: 1-1602 (533 amino acids)
Biological process (GO): rRNA processing; positive regulation of transcription by RNA polymerase I
Cellular component (GO): nucleolus
Molecular function (GO): protein binding
Source: RefSeq, a predicted model, not a curated record
AUGGCUGCUGAUGUUCAACCAAUUGCGCAGGUCAAGCUACCUGCUCAACCAUCCUCUCUCACUCCGGAACAGACCUACUGGCGAACGUUCAAGUCGCCAUUGAGCAUUGCUUCUCCGACAAAACAUGGCGUCGUUCAUAUUUCCCAACCGCACCGAAAUUCCUUGAACCAGAUCGUUUCCGACCUGUUCGCCGUUACGACUGGGACCAGGGUGCAAUUAUACUCCAUCAAGUCUAGAAAGCUAGUGAAAACAAUCAGCCGAUUUGACGACACUGCCUACGGCGGUGAGGUACGAUAUGAUGGUCGAGUUCUGGCAGCCGGUGACGAAACUGGUGCCAUUCAAGUUUUUGAUGUCAACUCGAGGGCCAUUCUGAAAACAUGGAAAGAGCAAAAGCAGCCUGUGCACACAGUCAGAUGGAGUUCCAAGGAAAGCACCGCUCUCAUGAGCUGUGGUGAUGACAGGACUGUGCGACUGUGGGACCUUCCAAGUGAGACCAGUGUCGAAAUAUUUCGCGGUCACCAAGAUUAUGUGCGCACUGGUGCAUUUCUCCCCGGUCAGUCAAGCAAUCUGCUUGUUUCUGGUAGUUAUGAUCAAACAGUCCGCCUUUGGGACCCUCGUACGCCAUCCACAUCAGUCAUGACAUUCAAGCACAUUGCCUCCGUUGAAGAUGUCCUAUGUAUGCCGUCUGGAACUGCGAUCUUGGCCGCCGCAGACAACCAGAUUGCAGUUCUAGAUAUCAUUGCUGGUCGACCUCUACACAUGAUCAAAAAUCAUCAAAAGACGGUCACCUCCUUGGCACUAGCGUCAGACGGCUCAAGAGUCGUCAGUGGCGGCCUUGAUGGACACAUGAAGGUGUUUGAGACCGCUGGCUGGAAUGUCGUUGCCGGGUCCAAAUAUCCCUCACCUAUUCUCUCCCUCGCAGUAAUAGCCUCGGGACCUGCACGCGAGGACAAGCAUAUCGUGGUAGGCAUGUCGACUGGCCAAUUAAGCAUCAAAACAAGACUUUCUGGUGAACAGAAGGUCAAAGAACGAGAAAGGCAGAAACAAAUGGACGCUCUUAUUGCAGGAAAAAUCGAGGAGUAUGAUAAGAAGCAAGCCAAAAAAAGACCAAGGGGAGUCGAAAAGAAAUUGAGAGGUCGAGAUUACUCUGGUCAAGAUGCAGACAUCAUUGUAGAAGGCAAUGUACGACCCAAGCAGAAGAAGAAGGCCCCAUGGGAUACGGCGCUGCACAAAGGACUUUACGGAGAAGCACUUGACAUUGCGCUCAAGGGCGCCGACAAGAUGACUAUCUUGACUGUUCUCAACACCCUCCGACACCGAUCAGCUCUGAGGGCAGCUUUGGACGACCGAACUGAAAGUGGUCUCCAGCCCAUUAUCCUCUGGGUUUGGAAGAACAUAACAGACACCAAUUUUGUCCCUCUAUGCGUUGAAGUUUCCAUGAACAUUAUGGAUCUGUACUCUAAGCAUCUCGCAGAGAGUGAGCUGCUUGCAAACCAAGUCAAAAAACUUCGCGAGCGGGUCUGGGAAGAGGUCGAUCGCGCACAGCAAGCAUCCAUGACUAGGGGUAUGCUCCAAAUCCUGAGUCCAGCAGUGGCAACCUGA